Molecule: messenger RNA, 1038 nt
Organism: Exophiala bonariae
Lineage: Eukaryota; Fungi; Ascomycota; Eurotiomycetes; Chaetothyriales; Herpotrichiellaceae
Exons: 1
Coding region: 1-1038 (345 amino acids)
Source: RefSeq, a predicted model, not a curated record
AUGCCCCAGGACUUGCCCUUUGAGGUUCGAACCUCAACACAGCCAUUGAAUGAAUGCACAAGAGGAGUGCUGCUAAGACAGAACCGUGAUGUUCGUUCUCUGGAUUUUCUCUCCCUAGAUGCGUCAGUCUUCCAAAGUGUACACCGUCCUCCACAUUCCAAGGAUAGCCGCUCUCUCCCGGGCCUUUGUCCCCAGGAUGUCCACUCACGAGACAGGCCAUUUUCCAGACAUGUGCACCAUCAACAUGCUCUAGAUUCCAAGGAUGACUCACCUCUCAAACAAGGCCUAUAUCACAAAGAUAUCCAUUGUCCAGAGGCUGGCUACUCCAACAAUGACACUUACGGCUAUAAUACUCAAUGUACUGAGGAUUUCUAUCCGCCUCAUGGCCAAUGUUCCGUGGAUUUGCAAAGCCAAGAUGCCUGCCACUACAACCAUGGUCGGAAAUUUGAAGAGACUCCGAGUGGUCUGCCGUGGAGUGCCUCGAUCACUUGUAGUUCCAAGGAUUCCCAGGAAAAGCAAUAUAACAGUCGAGUUUUCUUCUGGUUCUCCAACGUCAAGUUAAUGUGGAGACGCUUGAUGGACUCGGGGAUUUUUCUGGUCAAAUCCGAUAUCACAGUGUGCGUAUCUGUGUCACACCCGGGCUCCAGCAUCACGGCGUGCAUAUCUCUUCCACGCGCUGAGGACAGCAACAAAUUUCGCAAACAAAUGAUGGUCGAAGUCAAUGGGGAGAGAACCUGGCUUGCUACUGCCCAGCUGGACACCGGCUCAGCACCAAGCUUUAUGAGCGAAACAAUCGCGAAACAAGCACAAAACUAUGAAUUGACCACCGUGAAGCCCGGAACUGUGACGCCUUACGAAGGCCUGGCACAAGGCCACAAGGUUGAUGUCGUGGGUCAAAUGGAGUUGAGGUUCUGGCUCAAGAAUGAGAACAAGCCCUACAAGCAUCAGUUCCUGGUGGUGAAAGCUGAUGAUCGAUUUGACGUACUGCUAGGCGCGAAAUUUCUCGAAAGAGCCGAUCUCCAGUCUUGGACCGACUGA